Molecule: messenger RNA, 1464 nt
Organism: Peniophora sp. CBMAI 1063
Lineage: Eukaryota; Fungi; Basidiomycota; Agaricomycetes; Russulales; Peniophoraceae
Source: the annotation of a GenBank genome assembly
AUGGUCCUCGCGUACACCCUCGUCCUCGCGCUCUCUGCGCUGUCCGCUCAGGCGGUCAGCGUUAGCGAUGCGUGCAAGCAGAUUGCCGAUGCUAUCUCGAGCAGCUCGGACGUGUAUUACCCCGGAUCUACCCAGUACGACGCGGACAUCUACCAUUGGUCUAUUGCCAGCACCCAAAACGCGACCUGCUCCGUCGAGCCUGGAACCGUCGAAGACGUCUCUGCAAUCGUCAAGAUCGUCGGCGAGACGGGUGUCCCCUUCGCCGUCAAAGGCGGCGGCCACGCCACGAACCAAAACUUCUCCUCAACGACCGGCGUCCAGAUCGCCAUGAGCCGCUUCAAAGACGUCGUCCUCAGCGACGACAAGAGCACCGUCGCCGUCGGGCCCGGCCUCAUCUGGGACGACGUCUACGGCGCGCUCAACGGCACAGGCGUCAACGUCGUCGGCGGCCGUGUGCCGGGCGUCGGCGUAGCCGGCUUCGUGCUCGGCGGCGGAUACUCGUACUUGACGAGCCAGUACGGUCUCACGCUCGACAACGUCGCCGCGUUCGACCUCGUGCUGCCCAACGGCACCUUCACGACCGUCACCCCCGCCGACUCAGACCUCUGGUUCGCCCUGCGCGGCGCGGGCGCGGGCAACUUCGGCGUCGUCACGACCUUCCACCUCAUCACGCACCCGCAGGGCCAAGUGUGGGGCGGCAUCAUCGGCAUCGACGGAUCGAACUUCGACCUCAUCACCGCCGCCGCCGCGCGCUUCUCGCUGAACAACACGGACAAGAAGGCCGCGAUGAUCCCCGCGUACCAGUACGGCGCGGGCGCCGCGUUCGCGAAUAUCGUGCUGUUCUACGACGGGCCCACGCCGCCGGCGGGCAUCUUCGACGACUGGCUCGCGAUCCCGACGACGUCGUCCGACCUCGCGACGCGCGACUUCGCAUCGUUCAUCCAGGCGCUCAGCGCGCUCGCGCCCAUCGCGCCCGCGACGCACGCGUACUUCGCGUCGGUGAUGCUGCAGGACUACCCCGUCGCGCUGCUCGACUUUUUCAAGGAGCGCACGCUCGCGCUCGGGCCGUCGCUCGCGCAGAACGACUCGGACUUCUUCUUGUCGCUCUACGUCGAGCCGUUCGACACGUCGUACCUCUCGUACAACGACGCGCCCGCUUCGUGGCCCGAUAGCCGUACGCGCGGGCUCCAGCCUACGGAUGUGUACUUCAGCUGGAAGGACGGCUCGCUCGAGGAGUUCUUCCUUGAUGCUAUGCGCCAGACUGUUGUCGAUAUCCGGAAUAAGGCGGACGAGCUGGGGCAGGACGUCGGCGACGCGGUCGAGUACCCGAACUAUGCGCUUUCGAGUACGCCGUCGGUGAAGGUCUAUGGGGAGGACAACUUGAAGAGGUUGCAGGCGGUCCAGGCCGUGAUUGACCCGAAGAAGGUGUUUGCGCAGACGGGCGGGUUCAAGAUCGAUGUGUAG